Dipodomys spectabilis (banner-tailed kangaroo rat) is the source of this 3703-nucleotide messenger RNA. It is a transcript of the gene Epb41l4a, whose product is annotated as erythrocyte membrane protein band 4.1 like 4A. Bases 169 to 2229 code for a protein of 686 amino acids. The transcript is spliced from 23 exons. NCBI's taxonomy places the organism in Eukaryota, Metazoa, Chordata, Mammalia, Rodentia, Heteromyidae. Gene Ontology annotation, cellular component: cytoskeleton. The record is from RefSeq and is a predicted model, not a curated record. Gene Ontology annotation, molecular function: cytoskeletal protein binding.
CCGCCCGGCCCGCUUCCCGGAGCCCACCGGGAGCCGCUCGCUGGUCCUCCCGCCCCGGCUCCGGCUCCGGUCCGGACGAGACGUUAAUGCUCCGUGCGUGAGGCGAGGGGGCGGCUGGGCGCUUGGGUCGCCGCUUUCUCUCCGGGCUGCAGACGGUGGCAAGCCGACAUGGGCUGCUUCUGCGCUGUUCCGGAAGAAUUUUAUUGCGAAGUUUUGCUCCUGGAUGAAUCCAAGUUAACCCUCACUACCCAGCAACAGGGCAUCAAGAAGUCAACGAAAGGUUCUGUUGUCCUUGACCAUGUAUUCCGUCACAUAAAUCUCAUGGAGAUAGAUUAUUUUGGGCUGCGUUACUGUGACAGAAGCCAUCAGACGUAUUGGCUGGAUCCUGCAAAAACGCUUGCUGAACACAAGGAACUGAUCAACACUGGGCCUCCAUAUACUUUGUAUUUUGGUAUCAAAUUCUAUGCUGAUGAUCCAUGUAAACUGAAAGAAGAAAUAACCAGAUACCAGUUUUUCUUGCAGGUGAAGCAAGAUGUCCUUCAGGGCCGGCUGCCCUGCCCUGUGAACAUUGCUGCUCAGCUGGGAGCAUAUGCCAUCCAGUCUGAACUUGGAGAUUACGACCCUUACAAGCACACUGCAGGCUAUGUAUCAGAGUAUCGGUUUGUUCCUGAUCAGAAGGAAGAACUUGAAGAAGCCAUAGAAAGGAUUCACAAGACUCUAAUGGGGCAGGCUCCCUGUGAAGCUGAGCUGAAUUACUUGAGGACGGCCAAGUCCCUAGAGAUGUAUGGCGUUGACCUCCAUCCUGUCUAUGGAGAAAACAAGUCUGAGUAUUUCUUGGGAUUAACUCCAGUUGGUGUUGUUGUCUAUAAGAACAAGAAGCAAGUGGGGAAGUAUUUCUGGCCUCGGAUCACAAAGGUUCACUUUAAGGAGACUCAGUUUGAACUCCGGGUACUGGGAAAAGAUUGCAACGAAACCUCAUUCUUUUUUGAAGCUCGAAGUAAAACCGCUUGCAAGCACCUCUGGAAGUGCAGUGUAGAACAUCAUACAUUUUUUAGAAUGCCGGAAACAGAAUCAAAUUCAUUGUCAAGAAAACUUAGCAAAUUUGGAUCCAUAAGCUAUAAGCACCGCUACAGUGGCAGGACAGCUUUGCAAAUGAGCCGAGAUCUUUCUGUCCAACUUCCCCGGCCUGAUCUGAAUGUGACGAGAAGUCGAAGCAAGACCUAUCCUAAAAGAAUAGCACAAACCCAACCAGUUGGAUCAAACAGUAUAAAUCGGAUAACUGUAAAUCUGGAAAAUGGAGAGAAUGAAGGAACAACUAAAAUUAUCGCGCCUUCACCAGUGAAAAGCUUUAAGAAAGCAAAGAAUGAGAACAGCCCUGAUACCCAAAGACGAAAAUCUCAUGCCCCGUGGGAAGAAAAUGGCCCCCAGAGUGGACUCUACAAUUCUCCCAGUGACCGCACUAAAUCACCAAAGUUCCCCUGUACUCGUCGCCGAAACCCCUCCUGUGGAAGUGACAAUGACUCUGUGCAGCCAAUGAGGCGACGGAAAGCCCAUAACAGUGGUGAAGACUCAGAUCUAAAGCAGAGGAGGAGGUCGCGCUCGCGCUGUAACACAAGCAGUGGUAGUGAAUCGGAAAAUUCUAAUAGAGAGCACCGGAAAAAGAGAAACAGAACACGACAGGAGAAUGAUAUGGUUGAUUCAGCACCUCAGUGGGAAGCUGUAUUAAGGAGACAAAAGGAAAAAAACCAAGCGGACCCCAACAACAGGCGAUCCAGACACAGAUCUCGCUCGAGAAGCCCUGAUGUCCAAGCAAAAGAGGAGUUAUGGAAACAUAUUCAAAAGGAAUUGGUAGAUCCAUCUGGAUUGUCAGAAGAGCAAUUAAAAGAGAUUCCUUACACUAAAAUAGAGACUCAGGGUGACCCAGUCCGAAUCAGGCAUUCUCAUUCACCACGAAGUUACCGCCAAUAUCGAAGGUCCCAGUGUUCAGAUGGAGAGCGAUCAGUUCUCUCAGAAGUGAAUUCAAAGACAGAUUUGGUACCACCUCUUCCUGUGACCCGUUCUUCAGAUGCUCAGGGUUCUGGUGGUUCUACUGUUCAUCAGAAAAGAAAUGGGUCUAAAGACAGCCUGAUUGAAGAAAAAUCUCAGUUAUCUACAAGCAAUCUGGUUGGAAAGCACACAGCAAAAACAGUGAAAACUAUUCAAGCUGCCCGUCUCAAGAUAGACACUUGAACUUAGUGAAGAGCCAGCAAUGGGUUGGGAGGGGUGUUAUCACUGGUACUUUUGAAACUGUGAAUUAGGUAAUUAAGCAAGUAUUUUGGACCUGUGUCUCCCGAGUACAAAAAGCAUCCUUUACUUCUUUUAAAGAUCUACAUCAUACUUGAGUUGAAUGAUCUUUGCAUUAUAACUGGAAGGACAGUCUUGUAAACUUGAUGUUGCCUCUUCCUUUCUGAAACUGGAUACCAACCAUCUAUUAUCUGCCUACAAGCACCACCAGAUGCUUCUAAUCAGCCUCCAGGACUCCUGGCCUGCAGCUGGCUUUUGCUCUUGGCAAUAGAAUGCCAAAUGGGCAGAAAGUGAUCUCCCCAGCUCCAGGUAGUUUAAAACUAGUGCUCCACACAGAGACAUUAACUUUUGGACUGUUUUUAUUCACAUGAAGCUCCCUGUAAUAUUGUAUUUUGUGGCAUUAAGUUCCACUGGUCAUUUACAAAUGAUGUAAGAAUCUUGUUUUUCAGUGUUACUGUUUUUAGUGUCCUUGUCUUGUGUUUACUGAGUGGGAGAGGGAAGCUAUGUGUCAAUGCAAGUUGUCUUUCCAUUCUUUUAACUGGAUCUCCACAUGACCACAGUAGACCCACACAGAGCAUCUUUCCUGGCUGCAGUCCUCCACAGCUGUCCUCACCUAUGCUUCAGGGCUUUCUCACCCAUAUUCCUGCCUCGGCCCUCCUCUUUGUCAUACAUGGGAGUAUAGUAAUUCCCUCCGGCUCCAACUUUUCCAUUGUCAUCUAAAUUUCUGAGGUAAUUGACCUUCAGUAUCCUCUAAUGCUGUUUUUCAAGCCAUUUCUAAUGUGGACCCUCUACUGUAUUCACCAGUCCAAGAAUGUUUAGGUCCUAACAUUUCAUUUCUGUUCUGACCACCUUUUAUAGCUCAUCCAUUUCAAACUCAGACCUACCUAGGAACUCUCUACCCCAGGGUUUUGUUUAUAUUUGUGACCUUAUGGUUUCUUAUUUCAGAGCAGGUUCUAUCACAAGAAAAUGCUGCCCAACAGCUAUAAUUGGGCCCACUAAGCUUGUGACGGGUUAAAUACCCUUGUUUAACUGGUCUAAUCUAGACGGUAAUCUGCUAUCUGCUCUGGACUGUUUUCUACCAGAUUUUUAUUUCUUGCUUUAAUAAAGUCCAAACCUGAAGUGGUCUGGUCUUUUCUACCUACCUCUUCAACCUCACCAUCUCCAGCUCCUACAAGAGCCAUCUUAACAAGGCAAGAGGGAAAAACCGAAGCAAUCAGAGAAGCUUGACUUAUCAUCAUACUUCCAGUCCCACUCUGACUAGCUCAUGCUUUUGACUUGUCAAAUGGCAUCAUAGGAUUCAUCUCACAAACAAUAUUUUGUGAAGAUAUUCCCUUAUCAGCUGUUUCCUUCCAGAGGAACUGUGUUUUACAUCUUGUUUCCAGCUCAUAGUACAGUGCUUUCAAUAAAAUUUUCAGAAUGC